Molecule: messenger RNA, 1407 nt
Organism: Pistacia vera
Lineage: Eukaryota; Viridiplantae; Streptophyta; Magnoliopsida; Sapindales; Anacardiaceae
Product: putative receptor-like protein kinase At3g47110
Exons: 1
Coding region: 1-1407 (468 amino acids)
Molecular function (GO): protein binding
Source: RefSeq, a predicted model, not a curated record
AUGUUGUCUUCCCUUCAAUUCAAGACUUCACUCCAAUUCUCAGUAUUGUUCAUUCCAUUUCUUGUUCCGUUCUUCAUUAUUUUGCUGCAUACACCAAACUCUACUCUUGCAUCAUUAAUUACCACUUUGCCUGGAAAUGACACUGAUAGACUUGCCUUGCUUGCUAUCAAAUCUCAAAUAACCCACGACCCACUUGGUUUCUUUAGCUCAUGGAAUGAUUCUGUUCAUUUCUGCAACUGGAAAGGUGUCACUUGUGGUCAUCUCCAUCAAAGAGUGAUCACACUGAACCUGAGCAACUAUAACUUGGUGGGUUCACUCUCUCCUCACAUGGGAAAUCUUAGCUUUCUCAGAGGUAUUAACCUUCAACAGAACUACUUCCAUGGUGAAAUUCCACCAGAAGUAGGCCGUCUAUACAGGCUCAUGUACCUUAACUUCUCCAAUAACUCUUUUUCCGGAGAGAUCCCAGUCAAUCUCUCAGGUUGUUCGAGCCUUAUCAUGAUUCGUUUAGGCUUCAAUAACUUGAUUGGAAAAAUCCCGAGUCAACUUGGCUCAUUGCAGAAGCUUGAGAGAUUUCAGCUCCACUAUAACCAUCUCAGAGGACAACUCCCAGAUUCUUUAGGCAACCUUUCUUCAAUUAGAUCAUUUUCCAUGUCAGUUAACGGCUUUGAGGGAACCAUACCUGAAUCCCUAGGCCGGUUAAAGACUUUAAAUUUUCUUGGUUUUGGCCUUAACCAAUUAUCUGGUACAAUCCCUCACUCGCUUUUCAAUCUGUCAUUCAUUUCGGUCUUUACUCUACCAUUUAAUCAACUGCACGGGAACUUACCAUCAAACUUGGGCUUCACUCUUCCUAAUUUGCAAGUCUUUAAUAUUGGUCACAACCGAUUCACUGGACCGCUUCCACAAUCAUUAUCCAAUGCUUCAAAUCUCCUUGAACUUGAUAUCAACAGUAGUAAUUUCACAGGGAAAGUUAAAAUUGAUUUUGGGGGCUUACCUAGUCUGUGGUCACUGGUUCUUGCAGCCAAUCAACUUGGGAAUGGAGAAGCUGAUGACUUGAGCUUCUUGGAUUCUUUGACUAAAUGUAGAGAUUUGCGGUUACUGGAUCUAAGUGAAAACGGGUUCGGUGGCAAGUUGCCUCACUCUAUAGGCAACCUCUCAACCCAACUUGUGCAACUUAGAUUGGGUGGGAAUCAAUUAUCUGGAAGCAUCCCUAUUGAGAUUGAGAACCUUGUUAACUUGACAGAGUUAACAAUGAGCAAAAACAAUUUAUCAGGGAGCAUUCAUGUUAUUGGAAAUCUUCCGAUGCUGCGGCGAUUGGAUUUGUCUGAAAAUGCUUUUUCAGUCCACAUUCCAUCAUCAAUAGGCAACAUAACUCAGUUUAUGCUCUACACCUUGAAAAGAACCACUUAA